AUGAAUUUGGGAGAAGGAGAUGAGCAAGAAAAGGACAACAAACUCACUGUUGCCAUGAAGAAGUUUGAAGACUUCAAGGUGAUGCCUAAUGAAGCUAUCACUGACGUGGAGCUCAGGUUCACAAAGCUUCUGGGUGAUCUCUCAGAUCUCGGAAAAGAGCUUACUAAAAAGGAGAAGAACUUGAAGAUUCUUCGAGGUUUUGCGAAGUCAUGGGAUAUGAAGGUCACCGCAAAGAGAGAUCAUCGUGACAUGAAAACCACCAGCACAAGCAAAAUCUUUAGUGAUCUGAAAGCUUAUGAGUUCGAGCACGAACCAAAGGAAUUGGAAGAACCCGAUAUCAGAAAUGUGGCUUUGGUGGCCAACCAACAAACAUCGACGUCAAAUAGGUCAACCUCUAACUCUUCAAAUUUUUUAUCUGACGAACAAUACGCUAUGUUUGUUAGGAAAAUGAAAAGAUUCAUGCGGAAGAACAACUUCCAAGACUUUCAAAGAUCAUCAAGCCGAAGGCAACAUGAAAGAUCACCACUUCCAUCAAGACAAGAAACAGUGGAAUUCCAAAUGCUGUGCUACAAUUGUCGAAAGACUGGACAUUUUAAAGCAAACUGCCCACAUCCAAUGGUCAGCAAACAUCACGACUCUGGCACGACAAAAGAAACCAACGAAUCCAUCAAAAGGAGUGACAAACCGGAAUCAUCAAACUCCAGAAACAAAAGAAGGAGAAAAGCAAUGGUCGUAAAUGAAACGAUCAAAAACAAUGAAUCCGAAAGCAGUUCCUCAAGCUCAAGCUCAGACGAUGACAGUGCUGAAAAAGAAAAGGGACUACUGUGUUUGUUCAGCAAGGAAGAAGAAUCAAACGAAAUGUCUCUUAUGGCACAAGAUGAAGAGGUAGACUCUCAAUCCUCUUCCUUUCUUUCAUUAGAAACGAACUCAUCAAAUGAUCAAAACUCCAAUGAAUCGGUCAAUGAUAUGAUGAGGAGAUUUGCUAUCAUAAAUAGCACAUACUCAGAAUUGAAAGAGGAGAACUCUCAACUAUUGAUCAGCCACAAUGAGCUAAGGCGAGUUCGAAUAGAGAACAUAAAGCUAGCCAUUGUAAAGAAUCAGCUCGAAAAGCAAGUUCUAUCUCUCAAAGAGCAGUGUACAGAAAGAGAAAAGCGGGAGCAACAUUUGCGUGAGGUUCUUGACUCAUUUAAUAAUUCGUCCAAUCUAAUGGACCGAAUGGUAAAUGGAUCAAAACCGCCUGGGGAAAGAACCGGAAUUGGUUAUGACCUCGGCUCCUCUUCACAUGUCACCUUAAACAAACCCAGAAAUGCAUAUACUCGUGAAAGUUUUAUAUCUGCUUUUGUUUAA
Messenger RNA from Ipomoea nil (Japanese morning glory), 1347 nucleotides. RefSeq lists its product as uncharacterized. The coding region runs from base 1 to 1347 and encodes 448 amino acids. NCBI's taxonomy places the organism in Eukaryota, Viridiplantae, Streptophyta, Magnoliopsida, Solanales, Convolvulaceae. The transcript has a single exon. Gene Ontology annotation, molecular function: zinc ion binding; nucleic acid binding. The record is from RefSeq and is a predicted model, not a curated record.